Molecule: messenger RNA, 1043 nt
Organism: Cylas formicarius (sweet potato weevil)
Lineage: Eukaryota; Metazoa; Arthropoda; Insecta; Coleoptera; Brentidae
Product: putative iroquois-class homeodomain protein irx-1
Exons: 5
Coding region: 71-937 (288 amino acids)
Biological process (GO): muscle organ development; cell development; regulation of transcription by RNA polymerase II
Cellular component (GO): nucleus
Molecular function (GO): RNA polymerase II cis-regulatory region sequence-specific DNA binding; DNA-binding transcription factor activity, RNA polymerase II-specific
Source: RefSeq, a predicted model, not a curated record
UUCAGUUCCUCACCUACUUCCAUAAUGUCUGCAUAGACCGAUUAGAUUUAGUAUCUAUUAUUUAAUUUUUAUGUGUAUAACCAAAAUCCAGAAAGAACAAAUGGAUUCGAGAUUGGGAGAUUGGGACAAACCCAGAAGACCAGUGCGAAACAAAAGAUACAGCAGGUUUGAAGGGCGCAUGUUCGGUGAAGAGAAAAGACAGAUUAAGAGACUUUUCACUCCCGAAAUCAAGAAAUUUUUGAAAGACUGGUUAGUGAGGAGGCGAGAAAAUCCAUAUCCCAACAGGGACGAGAAAAGAAUGUUAGCUGUACAAACGGGACUUACAUAUAUCCAGAUUUGUAAUUGGUUUGCGAACUGGCGCAGAAAAUUGAAAAACGCCGGAAAGGAACCGCAAAAGCGGACUUGGGGAGAUUUGAUAAAAACUUACAAUAGCCAGGUUCAGGGAAACGUCGAGCAUUUCAGCAUUUGCUCGGACGACAGUAUUUGGGAAGAACCUGAAGAUGAUUUUGAGCAAUCAGAUGACAGAACAAUUGAAAGCGGAAGCUCAACAUAUAGUCAGAUCUACAACAAUAAUAACGGUGAUCCUCACAACCAAUGUCAUUUUAUUAGCUCGACGACAGAAGCGGGACAAGCAGCUCCAUUUUCCCAAAAGUCGCUAACUUACAAUUUAGAUAUCAUGGAGAAAUAUGUCCAGAGUUUGCAGUCACCCGUACCCGAAGAAGAGAAACCAUCAAUGAUUGCGAAGUGGUUGCAAAGUGCUGAGAAAUUCCGUCCGAACGAAGAUAGCUUUCUCGACUGGACAUUCCCAAAAUCGCGAAAAAAGAAAACCGCGAAAGUAGAAACGGAUAAUCUGCUCUUGGUUCACGGAAAAGAAGAACUGGCUGCCGCAGAAGCGCUCACCACUUUGGCAAAUUCGAGCAGACAAGUUAAAUUGUGAACGAAUAUGGUUUUCAUUUGGUUAGUUGUGAUAUCUUAAGGGAGCUCAAUUAUUUUUUAUUGUUAUUUACGUUAAUAUAUUGUUCCACAUUACCCUAUGUUUAGUA